Molecule: messenger RNA, 708 nt
Organism: Candidula unifasciata
Lineage: Eukaryota; Metazoa; Mollusca; Gastropoda; Stylommatophora; Geomitridae
Source: the annotation of a GenBank genome assembly
AUGUCUGCUGCCUCCUUCCAAGAACGACAGGAUGAGGAGUUACAAGCUUUGGAGUCGAUCUUUGGACAAGAUAUCAUCGAUCUUAGGAAGAAAGCAGCUUGGAAUAUUUUUCAACCAUUGGAACUAAAACUAACAUUGAAGCCUCAGCAAAGCGUGGGAGGUGAAGAAGGCAAUGUGCAUGUUCAGUUGGAUAUGGUGGUCAAAUGUUCACCUAGAUACCCAGAUGUGGUGCCAGAAAUAUCAUUGGUCAACCCUAAGGGACUCUCCAACCAGCUUGUGGCUGAGUUGAAAGCUGCGCUUGAGAAGGAGGCGAAGGAGGUCGUUGGAGAGGUGAUGAUAUAUCAGCUAGCCGGCAUUGCCCAGGUCUUUCUGCACAAGCACAACAAACCUCCAACGCAGUCUUUCUAUGAACAAAUGAUCAGUAAUAUGAAGCAACAAGAGGAGAGAACAAAGGAGUUGGAGAGGCAGAAGGAAGAACAGAAGCGCCAGCAAAUUGAACAAGACUUGCUUAAGCAGCAGGAAGCUCUGCGAAAUGAAAAAAGGAGACGGAAUGAGGAUCUGAAAACUGUUGAGUCAAGUACACCUGCAGGGACCAGUGCUAAGAUAGUGCAGCCUCACCCACCUCUGUCCCCCAUAAACCCACAGAGAGGAGCCAGAUCUGUGUCCGCCUGCGACUCCGGUUCAGCCAGGAGCCACACCACUGUAUAA